Molecule: messenger RNA, 1599 nt
Organism: Penicillium samsonianum
Lineage: Eukaryota; Fungi; Ascomycota; Eurotiomycetes; Eurotiales; Aspergillaceae
Product: cytochrome P450
Exons: 2
Coding region: 1-1599 (532 amino acids)
Molecular function (GO): oxidoreductase activity, acting on paired donors, with incorporation or reduction of molecular oxygen; iron ion binding; monooxygenase activity
Source: RefSeq, a predicted model, not a curated record
AUGAUUACCGUAUUGUCAGCCAUCUCAGCUGCGCCCUAUGCAGUUGGGCUAGGCUUGUUCCUUUUUGCUUAUUUCCUCGUGCUCCCUUAUGUUGAAUAUCUUCGGGACCCAAAAGGCCUGAGGAGAUACCCAAAUCUCACACCUUUCUCCGGAUUUUCAGCAGUUCCAUUCAUGAUCAUGGCUUCGCGGGGCUUCCGGUCGAUGGAAUUGAUUGAGUUGCACAAGAAGAACCCCGUCAUUCGAACAGGACCGAAUCAGCUGUCGUAUGGCGAUGUCAAGGCCAUUAAGGACAUCUAUGGCCACAACACCAAGUGUAUCAAGGACACCUCUUACGUGAUCACCUCUGGAACCCACUACAAUCUGGCAGAUGUUGUGGAUAAGCCCGACCAUGCCCGAAAGCGCAAGAACCUCUCUGCCGCAUAUGCCCUCAAGAACCUGGAGACGUGGGAACACAAAGUGACCGACAAGGUCCAAAGAAUGUUCAAGCAUUUUGACCAAGUCUGCACCAUGCCCGCCUCUGCGGAGGUGUCGUCUGGGAAAAUCGCACCGGACCAGAAAGACCUCACGCUUGACCUCCGAGCCUGGACCAACUUCUUCACCCUCGAUGCAAUCGCCGACAUAGGUCUCUCGGAGAAGUUAGGCUUCCUGGAUUCGGGUACUGAUGUCUGCAUUGCCGAAAGGAAAGAUGGCUCUACCUAUGAGACCAACUUGCGCGAAGCCCUCUACCCCACUGCUCGAAAGCAAUCCCUCAUCGUCUGGAACUAUGAGUGGUAUCCAGUUGUCAACAAGCUAGUCAACAUUAUCCCAUUCUUUGGUCGAAUGCAAACCUCGGCCGACAACUGGGAAAACAUCAUGUGGCGGCGUGGCAGUGAAAGACUGCGACGUUAUGAAGCCGGCGAGAAGCUCGAGGAUUUCUUCCAGGCUCUCAUGGAAGACAAGAAUGGAAAUGCCAAGAACCUCGAAUGGGGCGAGGUCGUUGCCGAGUGCAACAUCAUGAUGAACGCCGGCAGUGUGACUACGGCUGUUGCCAUCGCCAACGUGAUGUACCAGCUACUCCGCAACCCUCGAACCUUAGCCAAGCUGCGAGAGGAGCUUGACGCGAUUCUAGACGAAGACGAGGUUGUGGCCGAUUACGACAAAGUCAAGCAUCUACCUUACCUCCGAGCAUGCUUGGAUGAAUCCCUACGAAUCUUCCCGCCUACUUCACACGGUCUUCCGCGCGAAACUCCCGCCGAAGGCACGAAUAUUCUCGGGGACUGGGUUGCUGGUAACACCACCGUGAGCAUGUCUGCUCUCGUCGCACACCGUGACGAGAGUGUGUUCCCCAAUGCGGACCAGUAUAUUCCCGAGAGGUGGCUUGGAGAAGAAGGGAAGGCGUUGCAGCCGUAUUUGAUUGCCUUCUCUGCUGGUGCUAGGUCCUGUAUUGGUCGCAAUAUCUCGUACCUGGAGCAGACUAAGGCUGUUGCUUCUAUGGUGCACCGGUAUGAGUUUGCUCUGGCUCAUCCUGGUUGGGAAUUGAAGCGGUUGGAGACGAUGAAUUUGAUUUUGGGUGAUAUGCCGGUGAAAAUUUGGCGUCGUGAUUUGGGUGCUGAGGCUUAG